Calidris pugnax (ruff) is the source of this 3242-nucleotide messenger RNA. RefSeq names its product SH3 domain binding glutamate-rich protein like (gene SH3BGRL). Gene Ontology annotation, cellular component: cytoplasm. The record is from RefSeq and is a predicted model, not a curated record. NCBI's taxonomy places the organism in Eukaryota, Metazoa, Chordata, Aves, Charadriiformes, Scolopacidae. Bases 120 to 464 code for a protein of 114 amino acids. The transcript is spliced from 4 exons.
UCCCGCCCUCCUGCCGCCGCCUCAGCCCCAGCCCCAGCCCGCGCCUCGCCUGGCCGUGCCGUGCCGUGCCACACACCCACACCCGCCCGGCUCCGCAUCCCGCCGCCUCUUCUCCCAGCAUGGUCAUCAAGGUCUACAUCGCCUCCUCCUCCGGCUCCACGGCGAUUAAAAAGCAGCAGCAGGAUGUGUUAGGUUUCUUGGAAGCCAACAAAAUUGAAUUUGAGGAAAAGGACAUCGCCGCCAAUGAGGAGAAUCGGAAGUGGAUGCGCGAGAACGUCCCCGAAGACAGUCGGCCAGCGAGUGGGAACCCCCUGCCACCACGGCUCUUCAACGACAGCCGCUACCUCGGGGACUACGAAGCUUUCUUUGAAGCCCGAGAGAACAACGCCGUAUACGCCUUUUUGGGCUUGACUGCACCACCUGGUUCAAAGGAAGCUGAAGCACUGGCAAAGCAGCAAGCGUGAAUUUCAACUGCCUUAAACGUUCUGUAAAGGGAAUUUCCACAGCUUUUUAUAAAAUAGUCCAAUUGUCUCUGCUUCAAGAAACGUAGAUGUGAUUUCUAACAUUUGAUUGGUGCUUGCAGCAUUCACCGUGCAUAAUACAAAUUUGACCACACAGAUGAAAAUGUGAAGAUAAAGGUAGGGAGCACAGAGUGGAUAAUUACCGAGUUGGAAGCGUAGGAAACCGAAGCAAUUAGACCUGAAUGAUUUUUUUCACUUAGUUUAAACUGUCUUGGCAAUUCGUCCAUUUUGUGUAAACUUAAAGAAACUAUUUUAGUACUAAUAAUACAGAUGGGGUUAUACCUAGAGAUCCAACUAUUUAAAAUAUGGGAAACAGCAGCUAAAAACCUUGUCAGAUACUAAUUUUAGUGCCUGAGUUGCCUCAAAAAAAUGUUACUGAAUUACACAGUAAUUUUUCAGUGUCUUUUCUGGUUUCAGAUGAAAUUGUAGGUGGUAUCGUGUAGUAUAGCCAUUGUAGUCAGUUUGGAAAGUUGUGUUUGUUCUUUUGUAGAAUGAAUAUUUAAGAUUUGUAUUGUAACACGCUGUACAGAUGAUGAAAAAAAAAAAUAAUGCCAUGUAUUUCUCAUUGAAGUGAUCCGUGUGGGCUCUUUUGACACACACAAAAAAAAAAGGGAUUUGGGCCAUGGACAGCCCUUCCAUUGGCAAGUUCAUCACGCGGCUGCCUCAGCACCACUCGGGUCCCUCUUCCUGCACGAGUGAAGGAUGUGCUCAUUCCCAGGCAAUGUUGCAAAUAAGCCAAAACGGCCAGAAAUGGCAUUUCCUUACCUGUGUAAGGGUGAAAAGCCUUUAAUGUAUUUCUCUACAAAAAUACCAGUUCACACUGCUUAGAGCAUUAGGCUUCUUACUGCAUGUUCAAGUAGCCAUUAGAUUCAUAUAGUAUUUUUUCAAAUGAGGAAAUAAAUGUUUGAAUAGCAAGACUUAUUGUAAUUAAGCAAGACUUUUUUUUUUUAAGGUUUAAAAACUUUUUUUUUCCAUUGUUACUGCCAUAUCCUGAAGCUAUUACAGGAAUUGCAAAUGUGUUAAAAGUGUCUCAUAUUGGUGAAUUUACCAUGUGCAAUAUUAACCUGUCUGUUCUCCCAGCGCUCGUGAGAUGGUCUCUAUUUCUUGGCCAUGUUCUGCAAGAAAUACAAAUAAUUACAAGGGCUCUGAAGGAUAAAAAACAGGUUUAAGAAGCGUGGGGGUGAUUUUAAAAAAUGUAUUUUGUACCACAUAGUGUACUUAUUGCCCAAAAGCAUCAAAAGACGGUAAGAAGGAUAAUUAGAGGAUAAUUCUAAUAGCUCUGCACAGACACAUUUUGAUUUUCUUCGCUUUAUGACGACGGAGAAGCAGGUGGUGCGGAUCAGCAAAAGGCUGCAGCUUAUCAGUGCCACACGGUUAUUUUACUCUGAUGCUGUAAAACCUGUGCAGGGCUUUUAAAAUUCUUUCUGAAACAGAUUACAGUUCAUCGUUUUGAAGUCUGAAAUCGGGAAGAGGAUGAAAGUAAAAACUUAGGUUUACCAAGACGUUCUAAAGUGCGGUAAUUAAAUACUUCCCUCACCAGCUUUUCUUGGGGGGCUUUCGUUCCGUUCACUGCAAAACCCAUGAUUUUGUCAGCUUCUGUUUAAAAGAGAAAUGCAGGUACCUGCUGGGGUGGGAGAGCAGCUCGUGAGGAACCUUCCUCAGCUGAGCCAGCAGGAUCCAGCACGGAGACGAGUGACUUAAAAUGACAUUUAAUUGGUGUUUUCUGAUUUGGGAGCCUGGGAGUCAGUUUGAAGCUUGUCCUUACAAAAGCAGGCGCGGUAUUGAAAAGCGUAGGGAUAGAUUAAUGUUGCCUUACCUUCCACAUUAACACAUGCUAAUUGUGCUUUUUCAUUAACGAGCUGUGUCAGUAAUUACUGAAAUUUGGUGACAUGUACUUUUAAGUUCUUUUGGGGAUGGAAGUUAGGUUAUGUUUUAAAUGCAGCAUCUGAUUUUUGUUGCUCACUAUUAUUUCCUCUUGCUGAACCCAGGUGAUUUUUCUUUCUUAAUAUUGGCAUAACCUUCCUCUGUGUCCAGUGCUCAAGUUUUUGAGAAAAUACCUGAGAAUAUUAAGUGCAGUCUUGUGAAGGAAGUGGAAUUUGACACACAAGUCACUACGCUCAUGCCAAUUUGCUGCGUUUCCUGUGUAAGGAAAGCAUGGUGUAAGCGUUGUGAAUUACAGUCAUUAUUUUAAAGAAGCUGUAAUUGAAAGUCGCUGCCAAAUUCUGUCAGUUCAGCGACCCAAAACCUUCUGGAAUGAGGUCAGUCUCUGUUUCUGACGGUCAAGAAAAACUGGCCAAGUUUAAGAAAGCAAAGUCCCUUCCCUCGUCUUGUCCCUUGCCAUAUGGGAGCGGUCAGACUGUAUCAGCAUUCCUGAGGCAGCUCUGUUGAAAUACACUGAAUUAUUUCUUUGUCCGGGGAACAAGGCACCGACACAAACUGAAACGUACCCAAAAUAUCUCUUUCUUGUGCGACUGCGUGAAAAAACGUGCAUUCAUUUUGGUGCAGAUACCUUGCAUGGAUUUAGGAGCGUGAGGAAUGUCUUGCCUACGUGCUGGUUUUCUGUUUCCCAUUCCUGUGUUAAUGAUGGGCACAAGAACUGAAUUUGUUCAUUCCUGUAUUAUUAUUUUUUUCCUGUGUCGAAGGCAGGCAUCGAGGAUUUAACCUGUGCAUUAACCAUUCCUGUAUCAUUCCAAUAAAGUGGUUUUAGGAGGCUUUCUCACA